Molecule: messenger RNA, 1962 nt
Organism: Kwoniella shivajii
Lineage: Eukaryota; Fungi; Basidiomycota; Tremellomycetes; Tremellales; Cryptococcaceae
Exons: 14
Coding region: 1-1962 (653 amino acids)
Biological process (GO): protein folding; protein peptidyl-prolyl isomerization
Molecular function (GO): peptidyl-prolyl cis-trans isomerase activity; protein binding
Source: RefSeq, a predicted model, not a curated record
AUGUCAGAAGACGCAGGACCUUCUUCACUGGGUAAAAGAGCGCGAAAUGGUACAGCCGAGAUUGAAGAUAACAACGCAGUCGCAAAUCCUGAAAUGCCAAGUGCCGAUAUGGAUGAUUCUUCAGAUGAAGAAAUAGGUCCAAUGCCUGGUGAUGGCGAAGUAGUAGUGACGAACGGAAGGAAAAAGAAGAGAGCAGUUCUUCCUCAUGAAAAACUCUAUCUCGCCUCUCUACCUGAUACAGAUCGUUACUAUAAAUCAUUCAUGCAUCGAGAACCAUUAAAUUCAGUAACUAUGACGAGGACAAAUUUCGUGGUCACAACAUCCGUAGAUGGACAUUUAAAAUUAUGGAAAAAGCAAGAACACGGAAUAGAAUUCGUUAAACAUUAUAGAGCGUCAAUCAAAUCUAUAGUGUCUACAAGUGCGAGUGAUGAUGGGAAAUUAUUCGCUACUGUUUCAGAAGGUGGUGAAGGAAGAGUUUUCGAUGUUGUCAAUUUUGACAUGAUCAACAUCCUCAAAUUCCCUUAUACGCCAAAAGCUUGUUGUUGGGUACAUGAACCAGGAGCAGGUCAAACUCUAUUGGCUGUUUCAGAUAAUUCAAGUCCCACGAUCAGGAUCUAUGAUGGCAGAGGAGAUGGUACACCAUUGUAUACAUUGGAGAAGAUACAUAGAGCACCGGUACAUCGGAUGGUCUACACUGCAAAAUACGAUUGUGUCGUUUCAGUCGACGAAGAGGGAUUCGUAGAAUAUUGGCAGCCUAGUGAACCAUGGGGUUUACCUGCUGUACCAGGAUUAUGGCAAUUCAAAUCAUCAACUGAUUUAUUCCAUUUCAAAAAGACCAAAACCCUUCCUACAUCACUUACAUUCUCCCCAAACUCAUCUCAUUUCGUGACUCUCGCAUUACCCUCACGUUCCGUACAUAUAUUCAACUUCCUAACUGGUAAACUGACAAGGACAUACGACGAGUCUUUGACAGCUGUUAUCGAAAUGCAACAAGCAGGAACAGCGGUCUUCAAACUUGAUGAUAUGGAUUUCGGAAGACGUUUAGCAAUAGAAAGAGAAUUGGAUAGAAGUGAAAGUGGUCCAGGAGGAAUGUUAAGAACUGCCAAUGCCGUUUGGGACGAGAGUGGUAAUUUCGUACUUUAUCCUACUAUGUUAGGUAUCAAAGUCGUAAAUACCGUUACGAACAAAGUCGCUCGAGUAUUGGGCAAAGAUGAAACUCUUCGAUUCCUUAAUUUAUCUUUAUAUCAAGGUGCACCAGCUAAAAAAGGAUUAACAACCGUUCAAAUGGCCGCUUCUUCCAAUCCGUUAUUACAGGAAAAAGGUUCGAGAGAUCCACAUUUGUUCGCUACGGCAUACAAGAAACAACGAUUCUACUUGUUCGCUCAAAGUGAUAAAGAGGAAAGUAAAGGCGACAGAGAUGUGUUUAACGAAAGACCCACUCGUGAAGAACAAACAGUGGCUGUUCCCGCUGCACCUGAAAAACAAAGAGCUUCAGCAAGUAAAUGUACGAUCCACACCACCAAAGGUGAUAUCACCCUACAGCUAUUCCCAGAUAUCGCACCGAAGACAGUGGAGAAUUUCGUCACUCAUGCUAGGAAUGGAUACUAUAAUGGAACUGUUUUCCAUCGUGUCAUCAAGAAAUUCAUGAUUCAAGGUGGUGAUCCUCUCGGAGACGGUACAGGCGGCGAAUCCAUCUGGGGCGGUACGUUCGAAGAUGAAAUCUCGACCAAAGCAAGACAUGAUAGACCAUACACUUUAUCAAUGGCUAAUGCAGGUCCUGGUACCAACGGCUCACAAUUCUUCAUUACCACGAUACCGUGUCAAUGGCUAGAUGGCAAACAUACUGUGUUCGGAAGAGCAGUAGGCGGAUUAGAUAUUAUAAGUGAUAUCGAAGAUGUUAGAGUGGAUAAGAACGAUAGACCGUUUGAUGAGAUUAGUAUGUCAAGUAUAACGGUUGAGUAG